AAAACUUAGAUGUCCCCUGAUUAGUCAUGCUACCAAUGUUGGACGCGUCCACCUCGUGAGGACACUCUCGAGCGUUUUUUAUUCCACGACCAAGCGAGGAGGCUGGGGAGGGAGUCGCGCGACCCGAGGGACUACUGUUCGAUCACCGCCGCUUCAGCCGCGCCUCAGCUGCGGGCUAGCUCCUGGAGAGCCGAUGAUAAGCUCCAACCUAUCAUGACAGAUGGACGGGUGAACUGAAUGAGGAGCGACAUGUGAAUUAAAUAAAGUCAUGCCGGGUAAAAGAGCCUGCCUGCUUGGUCAGAAUCGCUGCUUUACGUAACGGAGCUUUGUGGAGAGAUUGGCAGGGAAGCAGCUGCUUUAAUCACAGCCUGUAAACGCAGGCGACAUAAGCGAAGGCAGAGGUUUGUCAGUUAAGGCAGUCAGCAUGAUCAGUGGCGAUGCUGUCCUCCAUCUAGAGUGACUACAUCAGGAUGAGCGAGGGCUGUAGGCCAGGUGGAGGGGUCUCAACAGUCAAGGCCGAUGUCGUCCUCCAUGCUGUCAGCCUUGACAAGGACAGGGAUUUAUGUCCAGGUUAUGUCCAAGGGUUCUUGGGGGACGACCCAGACUUCAAUCCCGCUCCAGUAUUUGAGAAGGAAUACCUGCUGGAUGGAAGACUGAUGGAAAAUAACCAUCAAGAUUGUCAGAAAGGUAACGGUGCAUACAUGGCAAGUGCUAAUCAGUUUAAUCUCUCCAAAGACAAGAAGAAUGAGAAUGAACCAAACUUUGCAGACAGUCCAAUCCACAAUGGUGCAAGAUCAAAAGUGUCUUGUCUUGAUUCUAAACAAGAAACAGAUCAAUCAGACUUGAAAUCCAAGCCCGAGAGCAGCCAGGGUAUGGUUAAUUUAUUGUCUGGUAAAAAAGAGCCGGAUUUAGUCAUCGAGGUCGGUGGGCAGACUAUCAAUGCUCACAAGUCGGUCUUGGCAGAGAAAAGCGACUACUUCAAAGCUCGACUGUCGCGAAACAUCCUCAAAGUGAAAGGCAUGAGCUACAAGACUUUAUCGACACUAAUAGAUUAUGUUUACACUUCCCACAUGAAUGUUUCUAAGGACAACGUUGUAGAUGUCAUCACAGGGGCCAAAAUCCUCCAGAUCCCCUGUGCUGUCCAGGCGGCCAUGGACCGCGUGACGGAACAAAUCACUGCGGAGAACUGCUACGAGAUUCUGAGCAUUGCCAAAAAGCAGCGACUCAGUGAACUGAAGGAGACAGCCUACGGCUUCAUGAGCGACAACUUCCUCCAGAUCCUCAAGGACCCCUGUGUGUAUGGGCGCCUGACCGGGUCGGAGCGGGAUCUGGUCCUGAAGAAAAGAAUGGAUGGGAGGAAGACUCUGAUGGUUGCUGAGAUAAACGAUGUGUUUGAUCGCGUUGGGAGCCGACCGCCGAGCCGCUGUGGCAGCCGUCCUCAGAGCCCCUUAUCUGUGGGGUCUUUGGAGGAGAGUCACAUGAUCUACUCCUUCAGUGAGGCAGCCAAUGACUGGAGAGCUUUGACCGCCAUGCCUGAGGACAUCAACACUAAAGGAUGUGGAAUCUGCACCAUGUAUAACUACCUGUUUGUGGCGGGGGGUAUAAAGGGUUAUGGGGACAAGGGGAAGGUAUCCGACAAGGUUUUCUGUUACAACCCCAAAACCAACCGCUGGACUGAGAUCCGAGCAAUGACCCAAGCUCGUGCCCAACUAAAACUGGUGUCCAUGGAUGGCUACCUGUACGCCAUUGGAGGAGAAUGUUUGUUUACCGUGGAAAAAUAUGACCCUCGUAUGGAUCGCUGGACCACAGUGGCCCCUUUGCCAAAAGGAGCCUUCGCGGUGGCUCACGAGGCCACCACCUGUAGCGGAGAGCUUUACGUCUCCGGGGGCUCGCUCUUCUACCGCCUCCUCAAGUACGACCCGAAGAGGGACGAGUGGCAGGAGUGCCCGUUCAACAACAGCAGGAAGAAGUCGACAGACAUGGUAGCGCUGAAAAGCUUCAUCUACCGGUUCGACGUCACCCGCGAGCAGGGGAUCAACGUGUUCAAGUACAACACCAUAGUGAAAAUGUGGCACGAUUGCGCGUCACAAAGGCUGGGCAGCUCAUUACCGUUUAGGUGUGCAGUCGUGGGCAAUUGCAUCUACUGUGUGAACAAAAGCCAGACUCUUCAGUUUGUGGUGGAGGAAGAGAACGCCUACUUUGUGGACGAACCGCUGAAGGCGCCUCUCGAAGCCAAAGGCGUUCUUUUUCCUUUUGUGCUCACUUUGCCUGAAAAGCCUGAGAAAGUGAUGCCCGGGUGUGGUCCAGAGUAACAAUACUAGAAAACGGACUAUAGUGGAACCUCCAGAGUCAAACGUAACCUGUUCGGUGAUAUCGGUUGACUUCCAAGGUUUUCUUAUUACAGAAAAUCACAAGUAAAUUGCUAUAUUGACUUGAAUAGAAGAGUCAAGUCUGAAAAAGAUACAUCAUCUUAUAUUCAGGGUCUACAGACUUAUACCUGGACAUGCAAACCUAGCUGCUAUCAAAAAACCUGCAUAAAAACUACACAGGCAAUGUUAAAGUUUUAACAUUCUUAAUUGUGAUAUACAUAUACAGAUAAUAACCACGUAUAAUAGAAGUGGUCACUCUGAAGAUGCCCAAAUGGAGAAGGUGUUUGCUGAGCAAUACUAUCACCCAGUGGCGUUUGAUAGGUAUUGCUGUAGUUAAAACAGUGUACAUAAGGUUUGGGAUCUGCUUGGUAAAACUAAUUCGCGUGUGUAACUGAUAUUUAAUUAACUGUAUUGCUCGAGAGGCAAGGUCCCGAUCUUUCAAUAAGUUCCACUGCCAGUUCUGUGGUCAUCAACACCCUCUGCCAUCCCUGGCCCUCUUGUGAGGUGGCAUCACAAUGACACCAAAAAAGACAAAAGGCUAAACACUCUUUACAGAGGUAAUACAGUUAAUCUGAUGAGCUAUGCGGACAUUUUGUCAGGCAUAAUUGGAACAUUUUUGAGGGACUUUUAAGGUUUAUUUUUCCAUAGCGUUUUGACUUUGGAGGUUCCACUGUACUUCAUUCACUCUCCCCAACGUGUCAACAGUCUAUGUCUGUGUGUCCAUUGCCUGUUUGCAACAGAAUGUGUGUAUUUGCAUGACAGUUUGAUGUUGCUACGGAAGCAAGCCUUAAAAAAGGAACUUUUGAGUGUUGACUCAAUACUACAAUAUUAGUAUCAGACGAUAUGACAUGAUGGAAGUGACAGUAGAGCAACACUUCAUGCCUGUGAUGUUUGGUGCACUUUUGUGUUAAGAUCAGAUAUUAUUUACACCUAAUAGACUAGUUUGGCUGUGGUGACAGUUUGUUGCAAAAUGUGUCCAAGAAUGAUGUGAUGUGGCUUCUAUGCAAAUGAAACAGCUGUAGGGCUUCACUAUUGAUGACUGGAAUGUCAAUGAAUGGAUACACAACAGUACUAGCAUUUUACACAAUCUGAAAGGAAAGGGUCGAAGUGGACGCUAUAAAGCACAUUUCAUUCAAAAUGAUUGUUGCAAUUCAGCAGACCUUUUAAAAAAUGUCCAUUCAAAAUCAGUAUUUCAGUGGCGUUUUGGAGACAAAAUGAAUGAAGAUCAGAGAUGAUAGGCUUCUAUUGUUGGAGCUCAUUUUGAUAGCCAUAUUUUUAGAAUGAAUAUUUUGCAUACUUCAUAUUUGUGUAUGUUCCAGCACUUAGCACAUUUGCCAAAGAUAAUUAAUAAUCUGUUACAUCAGGUUAACAUAAAGCGACAAGUGUAAUAGUGGCCCAUUUUGGGUGUACGGUAUUAGUGUCUAUUUAGAGUACCAUGUUCGCUGCUAACAACCACCUUCAGGGAUGUUGAACAAAGAGGAAAAGGAGAGAGCCCUGUUCGUCUGUGAUACCUCAAUGACAUUUACUGAGGUUAAAGGUAAAAUUCAAUGCCACAUUGCUUCAACCACACUCUGUCCAUGGCCUUUACUGCCACAAUUAAUAAUAACAAUCUCUGUUUCCUAUAGCGCUCGUACCAUAUAUUCUACAUCCAUAACAUGUAUUAUUUAACGUCUAUGUACAGUAUUUGUUUGCUGCUGCAAUAGCACACAGAGUUUUGUAUGAAAGAAAAAUCUCAUAAUGUGCUUAAGGGUUUCCGGGCAUCUUGGAGAAACUGGAUGUGAUUUUGGUAUUUUUAUUGACAGGAAUCUGUAUAUUUGUGAUUUUUUUUCUGUAUGAUUUUGAUGGAUUUGGAUCUGCUGCUGUGAUGACAGUUAAGUGCUGUAAUGCCAGGUUAAAGCUUCUAGUGUAAUGGCUUUUGGAAUGGGCUAACUAAUUAGCUGUUGGAUAAUGUUUAUUGGUCAAAUAAAAGUGUGUGCUUGGAAUAAAAUAUUUGGUGUAUGGAAAUGUUUGCGUUUUGUGA
Dunckerocampus dactyliophorus (ringed pipefish) is the source of this 4389-nucleotide messenger RNA. Its product is annotated as kelch repeat and BTB domain-containing protein 11. The coding region runs from base 471 to 2312 and encodes 613 amino acids. The transcript has 2 exons. Lineage: Eukaryota; Metazoa; Chordata; Actinopteri; Syngnathiformes; Syngnathidae. Gene Ontology annotation, molecular function: protein binding. The record is from RefSeq and is a predicted model, not a curated record.